AGCGAGCGUUGACUCACAUCCGGCAUCGUAGACGAUCGUUCUUUCCGUCCCUAGAAGCGGCACGGAGAUCUAAGCCGCUAAGCACUUUGACAAAGUCAAGCUCUACCAUCCAUUUUCCAAGGGAACGAAAAGCAUCAAACCCUACAUCAAUCAUGACUUACGGAGGUUCAUCCGGUGGUUAUCGUAGUGGCGGUACUGGUGGAAGUCGUGGCGGGAUGGGUCAGCGUAACGGUUAUGGUUCAGGUGGAGGAAACGGUGGACGUUUUGGAGGAAAUAGAGGAAGCAGUAAUGCAGGAGGAGGUGCGAUGGGAAGAAAUGGUGGAAGAGGUGGAGGUGCGGGUGGAAACUUGAGGAAACCAAAUUGGGAUUAUGAGAAUUUGAAGCCAUUCAAGAAAGACUUUUACAUUCCACAUCCGAACGUAUCGAGUCGUCAUCCCCGUGAGGUCGACACAUUCAGGGAAACCAAACAAAUUACUUUGAAGGGUGAAAAAUUGCCGAACCCCAUACAAUUUUUUGAAGAGGGUAAUUUCCCUGAUUACGUUAUGCAAGGAAUCAGGAAGCAGGGCUUUUCUGAGCCAACUGCGAUCCAGGCUCAAGGCUGGCCAAUCGCCAUGUCUGGCAGAAAUAUGGUGGGAAUCGCUCAGACUGGAUCGGGCAAAACACUUGGUUACAUUUUGCCUGCUAUUGUUCAUAUCAACAGCCAACAACCACUCAAUCGUGGAGACGGACCGAUUGCUCUCGUUCUUGCACCAACUCGCGAACUCGCCCAACAGAUCCAAACCGUCGCAAACGAUUUUGGCUCGCUGUCCUACGUCAGAAACACUUGCAUUUUCGGAGGUGCUCCUAAGGGCAGUCAAGCCCGCGAUUUGGAACGUGGAGUCGAAAUCGUCAUCGCAACACCUGGACGACUGAUUGAUUUCCUCGAACGUGGCACCACUAAUCUUCGUAGAUGCACUUAUCUCGUUCUCGAUGAAGCCGAUCGCAUGUUGGACAUGGGAUUCGAACCACAAAUCCGUAAAAUCAUUGAACAAAUCAGACCUGAUAGACAAGUACUCAUGUGGUCCGCUACCUGGCCAAAAGAAGUGCGAAACUUGGCCGAAGAAUAUCUUACAGACUACACUCAACUGAAUAUUGGAUCGUUGUCACUUUCGGCUAAUCACAAUAUUCUACAAAUUGUUGAUGUUUGCCAGGAACAUGAGAAAGAAGCAAAGUUGGGAACUUUACUCCAAGAAAUUGGUAAUGUAAAUGAGGACGGUGGAAAGACAAUUAUUUUCGUUGAAACGAAGAAAAAAGUAGAGAACAUCACAAGGAACAUUCGUCGUUAUGGGUGGCCUGCAGUGUGCAUGCACGGCGAUAAGUCACAACAGGAACGCGAUUAUGUUCUCAGAGAAUUCAGAAACAAGAAAGGCUCGAUUCUUGUAGCUACGGACGUGGCUGCCCGUGGUCUGGACGUUGAUGACGUGAAGUACGUGAUCAACUUCGAUUAUCCGUCGUCGUCCGAGGAUUACAUCCACAGGAUUGGCAGGACAGGACGGUCCGAAAGUACAGGCACCAGCUAUGCCUUUUUCACACCGCAAAAUGGUCGUCAAGCUAAGGAUCUCAUCAAUGUACUGCAAGAGGCUAACCAAGUCAUCAACCCCAAACUUUCGGAACUCGCUGCGAGAGGCGGAGGUGGCGGUUAUGGAGCGAGAAACCGUUGGGGCUAUGGCGGAAGUGGACGGGGAAGGGAAAAUUCAUUUUCGGGAGUGCACAAACGUUUCGACAGCGGACGAAGCAACGGAUUCAACAGUUACAGUUGAUUUAAUGGAUCAAUAUCUUAGGCCGAAUGAAUGAGCAGAAUGUGAACCACUUGAGAUCGACGAUCACCGACUAAUUUCGAUUAGAUUUUAAAGAAAUGCAAAAAUGAAGAAUCACAUCGCAAAAAACGUCUCAAAUGGGGUUCCGCGUUGAUAUUCGUCGUUCAAUUGCUCGGCCAUCAAUUAAAACAAUUCUUAUUUAUAUUUCUCUUAGCUUUUGUUACGUCUGGAGCUCCGCUGUCGAUUCUAAACCGAAUUUAGAUCAUCUUAUGUGAAAAAAAAAAAAACAAAUGGACAUGUCGAGAAGUUCGUUUUUAUCCACUGUGUGUAUAUGGACGAAGCAUUUUGUAAUAUGGGAAAUUCGGGAAAAAAAUUGGCCAGUUAAAUGCUAUAUGAAGACAGAAUUUUUAGCAGCAUGGUGAUUCAUGACGAUCCCUGAAAGUCUUUCGGUGAAUUCGAGAUUUGCUUUUUCAUUUAUGUUCGCUAAUCAAAAUUUUAAAACUCAAUCCAAAAAUCUGUCGAUCGAGUAUUUACGAGGUUUAAUCGUAAUUUGCAGAAAAAACUUGAUAUUUUGUUAAAUUCAUUUGUGGUAAGAAAAUUUUACGUCGGUCCAAUUUUUCCCAUAUGUCAAAAUGACUAUCGUUCGGUUGAUAGCCAAAAUAAGAGGCAUGGACCAUUGAAACACUUCAGUAUUCAUUCCAAGUUUCUGGAAUGGUCAGUAUCGCUUCAGGUCAUUGUGACAAAUUUACCGAUUUUUUUCCCGAUUUUUCUUUUGUUUUCACGUUUCGAAUCUUAAAUCAGAUUGUUUACAUCGAUUGUACGAUCGAUUUAUGUUUCACGAUAAAAGAAAAAAAGAAAAAAUUUGUGGAUCCCAAGCGUCUGACCAAAAUCAAGGUACAAUUGAUCUGAUGGGGUCUUCACGACCCUUAUGUGACAACAUUCUGUUAACAAUAUGAUAGCCUUUUUCGUGCCGUGUGCAACACUUCGAUGAGAACUUAUCUCGUUUACGAAUGUAACGCAAACGUGAAAAAAAUGAAAAUAAACAUUAUGAAAAAAAAUUA
Venturia canescens is the source of this 2857-nucleotide messenger RNA. Its product is annotated as ATP-dependent RNA helicase p62-like. Gene Ontology annotation, cellular component: nucleus; cytoplasm; ribonucleoprotein complex. Bases 153 to 1799 code for a protein of 548 amino acids. Lineage: Eukaryota; Metazoa; Arthropoda; Insecta; Hymenoptera; Ichneumonidae. Gene Ontology annotation, molecular function: ATP binding; RNA binding; RNA helicase activity. The record is from RefSeq and is a predicted model, not a curated record. The transcript is spliced from 7 exons.